Molecule: messenger RNA, 1736 nt
Organism: Pieris napi
Lineage: Eukaryota; Metazoa; Arthropoda; Insecta; Lepidoptera; Pieridae
Exons: 5
Coding region: 86-925 (279 amino acids)
Source: RefSeq, a predicted model, not a curated record
CGUCGAUUAAAUAUCGGCAUUUAAAGGUUGUAAUUGCAUUGAGUUGCACGUUCGUUUACUUAUCAACUUGUGUAGAGAGCAAACGAUGUUAAAAAUUAUAAUUUACGGAUUUCUGCUUUUAAACGUAGUACACAUAGUAUGGGCAGAUACCGCUGGGGAAUGCAAUAUGGCAGGCUUCUACAUAGAGCUGGGCUGCACACCUGUACCGGCUGUAGAUAACGCAACGACCUGCCCCGAGUCUUUCAUUUGUCCAGACUUACAUCCUGACCCAAAAUCUUGCUACUACAGAGGUAAAGCCUACCAAGACCGUACCACGAUACCUCAAAGGCUGAUCAACAAUCCAUGCUCGCAGGCCUGUAGUUGUAAUGUUGGUAACGAGCCGCGGUUCGAUUGCGCGGCCGUUGACUGCGUUGAAGUUUUCGAUACGGAUGUACAACAGCAAUGUAUUAGCACUUAUCAGCUAGACUCGUGUUGCAGUACCGGAAGCGUUUGUGGCAAAGAUUAUAUAGCGAAACUUAAAACCUGUGAGGUUGAUGGCCAAACGUAUCUAGAAGGCCAAGUCUUCGAGCCAAAGAACACAAGGAAAAGUUGUAUUUGCACACCGCAGUGGAACGGCUCCACUGAUAACCCAGACUACUGUAGAGAAAUCAACUGUGGUCUCGAGAUCCACUACCAAGACAGGAUAUUUGACAACUGCGCGCCAGUUUUCGCUGGCAAUAUGAAGGGUUGUCCCAUUGCUUUUCAAUGUCCCUCAUUACAGUCCAAAGUGGUCCGAGGUUUAAAUCUUCGCAGCAUCAGCGAACAGUGUACGUUCGGCAACAUGACGUUAUCCGUCGGUGACGAAGUUACCGUUGACGAGAAGUGCACCACUUGCGCCUGUGACGUACCACCUUUUGUCUCUUGUUCUAGGAAAUCCAGCUGUUAAUGACCAAUUCUUUUAUAUAAAGACUAGCUAUUAUGUAUAGUGGUUGGCAUUUGACUGAGGCUCUGGGAUCAAUCCUCGGCGAAAAAUAAUUGUCGGAUUAAUAUUAGGUUCAGACUGGCAAAGAAAAUUGUUCUUUGCAGAUCUGAAGUCAGUUUUAGUAUCACUUGAUUUCAUGUUGUGUGAUAUCAGCGCUACUACGGACAUUGUCAAAACUAUAUCGGAAUUAAAAACAAAAGGAACAACGAAGCUGGGGGCGGGAAAUUGUGAACUUAUUAAGUUUUUAAUUAAGACGCAUGUAAUAAGGAAUACAAUUUUACCAUCUCUUUGCCUAAUGUAAAAAAACAAUAAAAUACUACCUAGUUCUUAAGGACUUUCGGAGGCGAUUAGAACACCUCUUGCGUGCCCAAUGCACAAACUGAACAAUCAAAAACAUCUCUCUCUUUCAUUUAUUUAUCGUAAUACUCUUAAUAGUUCGUAAUAUAGUUAGUAAUUUAAAUAUACGAUACUAAAAUAAAAAUUAUUUAUAUUUUAAAAUGAUUUAUUAUUCGUUUGAUUAAAAACAUAAAAAUUCUUAAUUUUAACACCUCUCCCUAAUAUAUCACUUUCUUAUUAGAUAAUUUUAUAUUACACUUACAUUUUAUUUUAAGCUUAGAACGAAUUAAAUAAUGACGUAUUUACAUUAUGUAUACAGCCUUAUAUUUGGACCUUUGUAAUUUAAACUAAUGUUGUUACAAUCUUUACAAUAACAAAAGUAUUAAAACUUAAAAUAUCUAUAAUAGGAUACACGUUUACUAAUAAAUGCUCUUGAUAU